Molecule: messenger RNA, 809 nt
Organism: Suillus clintonianus
Lineage: Eukaryota; Fungi; Basidiomycota; Agaricomycetes; Boletales; Suillaceae
Exons: 4
Coding region: 124-717 (197 amino acids)
Source: RefSeq, a predicted model, not a curated record
CUUAUCAGUUGAAGCGUGCAGGCGGUCGACCCAUUCCUCAAUCCUAGUCCUUAUUGACUGAUCUGUUUGGAUCUCUCCCUAACGUGAAGAUCAGAUCCUGGUCUAACCUCUAUUCAUCUGAGAAUGGUAUCCGCAUUUUUCAAUGGCACGUUGAUGCACCCGGAAAUAUUGAAACGAGUCCUUGGACACGAUGGUAGUCAACUUCAAAUGUGCCCCGCUCUCUUGCUGGACUACACUAGGCAUCAGGUCAAGAAUGAGGAUUAUCCUGGAAUCCUGCCAUACUCACGAAGUCGAGCAAUGUUCGAUCAUGACCUCAAUCCAGAAGAGAGAUCGGUACGAGGUUCUCUGGUAACCGGUCUAUCGGAGGAAGAUAUCCGACUCCUUGACAUCUUUGAGGGCAACCAAUAUACAAGAGAGAUAGUGUCUAUAUACCCAUUGGGGCCAUUGGCCAACAUACGGGACAUCGAGGUGAAGUCUCUGGUAGCCACAACGCCUCCCCCGAUCCCUGUUAUGUCCGAAUUGGCGAACCCCGUAGAUGCAGCUACCUACGUAUGGUGCCUUUCUUCUUCAGAACUCCGGGCACAGCUGUGGACGUUUGAAGAGUUUGUGAAGCUUAACGCGUGGAAGUGGAUCGGUCCAAGUGCUGCCGACAACAAAGACUAUGACGAAGUGAAUAGAAGGAGGGCUAUGGAGGGUAAUAUUGAGGCGAGAGGUUAAGCCUCUCCUCCAACUUUGCAGUUACAUAACGAGCAUCGUAUGUAGGGUAGUCAUACUAACGUACAGUUGAAAUAACUCUCACGGUUGCGGAC